Messenger RNA from Podarcis raffonei (Aeolian wall lizard), 6436 nucleotides. RefSeq lists its product as uncharacterized. Gene Ontology annotation, molecular function: RNA polymerase II cis-regulatory region sequence-specific DNA binding; DNA-binding transcription factor activity, RNA polymerase II-specific. Gene Ontology annotation, biological process: regulation of transcription by RNA polymerase II. The record is from RefSeq and is a predicted model, not a curated record. Bases 417 to 6245 code for a protein of 1942 amino acids. The transcript is spliced from 12 exons. Lineage: Eukaryota; Metazoa; Chordata; Lepidosauria; Squamata; Lacertidae.
UUUCCCCCACCCCGCCUCGCGGGCCUUUGUUUCUCCCAGGGUCGGGGGCGGAGAUGAUUCUGGGAUCCACCCCCGUUUUGUGCAGGUUGCAACCUCCGAAGGGGCGACGCCGAAGAGGGUCGAUCCUCAGAAAAGACUUCCUCGCAAACGGGUUGCGCCUGUGCGGAGUCACUUCCUGCUCCGCCUUCUCCCGGGGGAAGCCUGGUGGGAGAGGGGAGACCCAAAGUAGCCUUUUCAUAUAUAUACUGUAUAUAUUGCAUCUCCGGGAAGCGGGAGGAUCUCCUGGGAUUUGAGGGAUCAGGCAAAGGAUCCCGACCUAGAAUCCAGCUGUGAACUCUGGAGGGCCUGUUAUUUCCGCACCUGAUUUGGUGGGAGGCUCGUUUCACACAUCCCAAUUCAGGCCACCAGGAACCAAAAUGGCGGCAGAUCGUGGCGAUGCGUCCAAUUUUGGUGCGGAGACUAUCGGAAAGUUGGGUGUGAAGACUGAGAAGCAGGACCCAGUGGAUACCGAGCCAGGGAACGGCACAGGGAAAGAGCCUCGUGCCGCCCCGCCUGAGAGUGCCAAGGGAUUCUGGGAAGGUGCCGCACUGGACCAUGUCAAAUGGGAGCCCGAGGGGGCAGCGCAAGGAUGCUGGGAGACUCAGUGGCAGCGGUUUUUGAAGGCGGCACAGUCCCCGCACUUGGAACGAGGAAAGGUCCCCCAGCCGGGACCUGCACUGAGGGAUAUUUCUCAGGCCGAUCUGCCUCCCUUUGAGGGAGCGUCAGAGAGAGGCCUGCAGCUGAGGAGGCAGGAAGGGGCUCAACUCCUGCCCAGCGGUGAAGCUCAUAAGAACUUGGGGGCCGAAGGCGACGUCCUCAUUCCUAGAACAGUAAAGGAAGAGGACCUGGAUGCGGAGAGUGUCCGCCAGCACUUUCGGCAGUUUUGCUACCGGGCGGCUGAGGGCCCCCGCGAGGUUUGCAGCCGCCUCCAGGACCUUUGCCGACAGUGGCUGCAGCCGGAGAGGCACACCAAGGAGCAGAUCCUGGAGCUGCUGGUGUUGGAGCAGUUUCUGACCGUCCUGCCUCCGGAAGUCCAGGCCUGGGUCCGGAAGGGGAGCCCCGAGUCCUGCACGCAAGCAGUGGCCCUGGCUGAGGACUUCCUGCUGCAGCAAUCUCGAAUGGAAAGAUGGGAAGAGGAGGUGCCAGGGGUGUCUAAGGAGGUAGCCGCUGAGUCUUCAGAGGCAGAGCGGGUGCCGUCGGACACCUGGAAGGCGGUGCUCAGCAGAGAGGUCAAGCAAGAGGGGGAUGGAGAAACCACCUGUGCAGCAGAUGAUCAGAAGAGGCCAUUGGUGAUGGAACAAAAUUGGACAGGACGUCCCGGGGAAGACGAUCCACGUGGGAUGUUGGCAGAAAGGAAUAAACGAAGCGUUGCCCAAUGCCCGGUUCGGGAAGUAACUUCUGAAAUCCAAGAGGGAAAGGAAGGGGGUGCAGUCACGAAUUCUUGGGGAGGUGAGAAAGGACCGGAGGGAAAUGCCAAGGGGGCAAAGGCUGACCUUGAAUGCGGGAAAGCGCUUGGACACGAUUCUGAAAACGAAACAAACCUUGGGCAAGAGAAGUUGUGCAAGUGCCCAAUCUGUGGGCAAAGCCUUAGCAGGAGAACCGGGCUCCUUAUACACCAGAGGAUCCACACGGGAGAGAAACCCUACAGCUGCACGGACUGCAGGAAAAGCUUCCGGCACAAGUCGGUCCUUAUUCGACAUCAGAGAAUCCACACGGGCGAGAAGCCGCACAAGUGCCCCGACUGCGCCAAAAGCUUCCGGGACAGAUCGGCUUUGGAUGUGCACCGGAGAACCCACACGAGGGAAAAACCCUAUCAGUGUUCAGACUGUGGGAAAAGCUUCAGCCACCGCUCCAACUUGAUUACUCACGAGCGGAUCCACACGGGAGAGAAGCCGUUCAAGUGCUUGGAGUGCGAGAAAAGCUUUAGCGACCGGUCGUCCCUGACGGCGCACAAACGGGCCCACACCGGAGAGAGGCCGUACAGGUGCGCCGAGUGCGGGAAGAGCUUCUCCCAGAGCUCCAGCCUCCUUUCGCACCAGAGAAUCCACACAGGAGAGAGGCCUCACGAGUGCCCGGAUUGCGUGAAGUGCUUCCGCGACAAGUCGGCUUUCUUCGUUCACCGGAGGACCCACACGAGAGAGAAGCCGUAUAACUGCUCUGGCUGCGGGAAGAGCUUCAGCCAUCGCUCCAACCUGAACACACACGAAAGGAUACAUACAGGGGAGAAGCCUUACAAGUGCUUGGACUGUGGGAAAACCUUCGCCCAGAGACCAAGCCUUACUGCACAUGAGAGAAUCCAUUCCAAAAAGACAUUGCAGAGCUGCUGUAGCAAGAGGUGCUGGGAGGAAGAGACGGACCGUCCAGAAAUGGCCGGGGAUCUCCAUCCGUACUGGGUCCUGCCGGGGAACGUUGAGCCAAACUUUUCCCAGCGUCUGGAUCAGGGCGAAGCUUCGGCGGGCCGGCGAGGAGGCCCCUCAAAUAAGGAAAGAGAGGCAGCCUCCGUCGUUUGUUACCAGCACUUCUAUGAGCCGUGUGGCGACAGACAGGUACAAGAGAGGAUCACCAAAGGCGGGAGAGAGAAGACAUGCCUAGAGUGCGGGAAGGCCUUUCGGCGGAGGGCCGAAUUGGUCGCCCACCAGAGGAUUCACACCGGAGGGAAGCCGUACGAGUGCCUGGACUGCGGGCGAAACUUUAGCUACAAAUCCCGCCUCAUCACCCACAAAACGAUGCACACGGGAGAGAAGCCGUACAAGUGCCCCGACUGCGGGAAGAACUUCAGCCGGCAGCCGCACCUCAUGUCGCACGAGAGAGUCCACACGGGGGAGAAGCCCUACACGUGCGCCGAGUGCGGGAGGAGCUUCAGCGACCGGUCUAACCUGAACACGCACAAGAGGACCCACACCGGGGAAAAGCCGUACCGGUGCUCGCACUGCGGGAAAAGCUUCAGCCAGAGCUCCACGUGCAUGAAAUGUGUCGCUCUUCCCUUUUCUCUCUGCACUCUGUGGAUUUUGGGCGAGGGCAUCUCUGUGAUCAUUUCCUCCUUAUUCUACUGUGGGAAACCCAAGCGGAGUUUGAAUUUCCCAGGCGCGGCCAAGGCGACAUCGAAGGAGGAGAAGGGGCGGAAGAAAGCCUUGCAAAAGGAUCAGAAAAGGAAAAUGGCCGCCGAGCCAGGAGAUACGUUGACCUUGAGCCUACCGCCCGGUGCUGUGCUAAAGCAGAGGAUGAAAGUGGAGGAGCCAGACCCAGCCGAAGUGGGGAAAGGCUCUCGUGCCACGCAGGAUGGGAGUAUGAGGGAAUUCUGGGAGAGAAACGUGUCGGGCCACGUCAAGCAGGAGCCACAGAAGGGGCCUCAGCAGCCAUGGGAGGCCCAGUUGCAGGAGUUCCUCAGAGCGAUGGAGUCUUCCCACUCCGGCGGGAGAGACCAGCACCAGAGGACGUUGGCGUUGCAGGAUGAGGCCCAAGCUGGCCUGUCUCCAGGUGGUGCCAGGCCACGCCAGGUCCCUUUCCUGCCACAGCCCAGGAGAGAAGCCAACAACCUGCUGGCCAAGGAGGAAAGAGAGAGUGGGAAAGUGAAGGAAGAGGAGGUUGGUCCUGACGCACCGCGGCAACACUUCCGGCAGUUCGGCUACCAGGAGGGGCCUCGAGAGACUUGCACCCGGCUCCGGGAGCUUUGCCACCGGUGGCUGAAGCCGGAGAGGCACACCAAGGAGCAGAUCCUGGAGCUGGUGAUCCUGGAGCAGUUCCUGGCCGUCCUGCCAUCGGAGAUGCAGAGCUGGGUCGAGGAAUGUCGCCCGGAGACCUGCGCCCAAGUCGUUGCCCUGGCAGAGGAGUUCCUAUUGAGGCAGCAGGAGGACGAGGGACUCAGAGGGACGGAGGCGGUACGGGCCUUCCCUGAGGCGGAACGGGCUCCACCAGAUACCUGGCCGAGGCCUCACUUCAGGGAGAUCAAGCAAGAGGCCGACAGAGAUGCCACCUUGCUUGCAUGUUCUGCGGGGACACGUCGGAAGGAGAGGAAUCACCCGGGCAACGCUGAGGAACUGGAGCCGUUUGUAGCGUUGUCAAGGGAAGACGAGCAAAACAUUGCCAGUCCAGCAGAGGACUCUGAGAGCCUGCAAGGAAACAAACCAGAAGCACAAGGCGGGAAAUUCAUUAAUUCUCAGGGUGGGUAUGAGGACCUGGACGACAGCAUCGCGCCACAGCCAGCCGCCCUGAAAGGUGAGCAGGAAAACGCAGGGGUUCAGUUGGGGCAAGUUCUCAGGCUGAGGUCCGAUCUCAUAGUGCACGAGAGGACACUGACGGGCGAGUCCCAGUACAAAUGUUCAGUUUGCUGGAAAACCUUUUGCCGCAGGAACGUCCUCAUCACUCAUCAGAGAAUCCACACCGGGGAGAAGCCGUAUAAAUGCUUGGACUGCGGGAAAAGCUUCAGCCAGCGGUCGCACUUGAUCUUGCACGAGAGGACUCACACCGGCGAGAAGCCCUACAAGUGCUCGGACUGCGGGAAAAGCUUCAGCCAGAGGCCCCACCUGGUCAAGCACGAGAGGAUCCACACCGGCGAGAAGCCCUACAAGUGCCCCUACUGCGGGAAGAGCUUCAGCGACCGCUCCACCCUGACGACCCACAAGAGGACCCACACGGGGGAGAAGCCAUACACGUGCGCCGACUGCGGGAAGAGCUUCAGCGACCGGUCGUCCCUGAUCGCGCACAACCGGACUCACACGGGCGAAAAGCCCUACAAAUGCUCAGAGUGUGGGAAGAGCUUCAGUCACCAGUCGACCCUCAUUCGACACGAGAGGAUCCAUAAUGGGGACAAAACUCUGAAGUGUUUGGAAGCCGGGAAAAACGCCGUCUCCGUCUUGGGGGCAGAUAAGAGACCCCGCUUGGGGGACAGGCCCCCAGUGCCGUGGACCAAUUCUGUGAGUUGGGGAAAGCCUCUGUCGCUGAGCCUCAGCAAUGCCCCUUCUGAAAAACCUGGACACACCCCGCGGCAGAUCUUCCAGCGAUUCCCCUAUCAGGAAGGUGACGACCCCCGUGAGGUUUGCCAAAGGCUCCGAGAACUUUGCCACCGGUGGCUGAAGCCGGAGAGAAGCAGCAAGGAGCAGAUCCUGGAUCUGGUGAUCCUGGAGCAGUUCCUGGCUGUUUUGCCCUUGGAGACGCAGGGCUGGGUCAAGGAACGGGGCCCGGAGACUUGUGCCCAGGCUGUGCUGCUGGUGGAAAACGCCUUACUGAUGCAGCAAGAAGGCAAGAGACAGGAAGCUCAGGUACCGGAGCUUUGCAAAGCAGAGAAGGCGCUUCUAUCUGAGGCCAAGGAGCAUCAGGCGGACACCUGGCAGGGGCCGGUUUGCAUCAAGGAGGACGACGAGAGUGCGAGUGCCAUUUCCUUGGGCAAUGAGAGGACAUGGGAGAUGGAGCAACAUUGGCCAGAACAUCGUGGGGUGGUGGAAUUGCUGGGAAGUACCAAACAGAACAUUCCUCACUGUCCUGCCUGGGGGAAAAGUUCUGGAAGCCCACAGCAGAAUCCCCUAGUGAGGAAAGAGGACAAAGUUGCUCAAUGCGGGCCUGUCUUUAGACAGAAGCCUCACCUGACUUUGCAUCAAAGCCCCCAUUCAGGAGAGAAGCCAUUCAGCUGCUCAGCUUGUGGGAAGAGUUUCAGUCGCCGCUCCAACCUUGUCAUACAUCAGAGAAUGCACACAGGGGAAAGGCCGUACAAGUGUCCGAACUGUGAGAAGAGCUUCAGCCAUCGCUCCAACCUCAGCGCCCACGAGACCGUCCACACCGGAGAGAAGCCCUAUAAGUGCGCCAACUGUGCGAAGAGCUUCAGCCACCAGUCGCACCUCAUCGCUCAUCGGAGAAUCCACACGGGAGAGAAGCCUCAUAAGUGCUCGGACUGUGGGAAAAGCUUCAGUAAUCCGUCGCAUCUCAAAGCCCACCAGAGGAUCCAUACAGGAGAGAGACCCUACUCGUGCUCCAAGUGCAGGAAGAGCUUCAACCAGAGAUCCAUCCUUAUUGUCCAUGCAAGGACCCACACGGGAGUGAAGCCGUACACGUGCGCCGCUUGUGGGAAAAGCUUCAGCCAGAGCGCAAACCUUACAGCUCACGAGAGAAUCCAUACCACACGGACCUUCCAUUAUGCAACAGAGCUCUCUGAGGAAAGGAACUGUCUCAGUACCACAAACAGGGCAACAACCUCAGUUGGGGCGACCACAUAGAAGAGCUUCAGUACCCGUUUGACGCUUCUUCUUUUUCAACCUAGCAGAUUGUUAAGUGGAAAGGAAAUGUUUAAAGUUGAUAAUAAAACUGUAAGCCCUGAAAAGCAGGGGGGAUGUGUGGACUCUGCCCUGUGGUUCUGUGAAUUCUGUGGCAAGAAAACAUGAAGUGUUUGGGAGGGAUUUUCUUACAA